AUACUCAGGAGUUCGUUCUCCCAGACCGGCGAGACACAACCCCUUCAACCGUGCUUCCCUCACCGCCGUUGACCACCCUGAAAAUAUGCAGGACUUGUUAAUCCAGCAGGACCACCUGAAGGAAACAGAACCCGUUUCCUCCCUGAAGAACCCCCCAGCAGGUGACUCCAGUCAGACCUCGGGGGGCUCCAUCACAUCAGAAAGCUCCUCUGUGGGAUUCAGGCCCGUGCCAAAGAAGAGGACGCUCCUCCUGAGCCACAGUCAGCUACAAACCAAAAACCAGCCGUGGUCUGAUGCUCAGGUGAGACCUGCAGAGGUGGUCCCUGCGCCGAGGCGCCGCCACCAGAGGGGACCCGGCUCCAACCCCUCGUCCUGCUUUAAGAGCAAAGAUGAACCGCCUCAGGAAGACGUUUUUAACCCGUCCCUUCAACCAACCAAAGCAGGAGAGGAUGUUUCUCCGCAGCUUCUCCGUGACAGCUCUCAGAUUUCCUCUAAACCAGGUCUGGAGAGAGAACAAAAUGUGACAAGAGACGGACCAGCUGCGUUCACCGGGACGGAGGUGAACGCUGGGAGAGGAUCAGCAACGUGGAAUAAAGAUGGAGAAGUUCUGGACCAGAAAGAGAGAGCAGCUUCCAACGUUUUUAAUGUUCAAGAGACGUUCGGGAGAGGAGAGGAGCUGAGCUCGACCCAGAGUUCUGCUGAUCCAGAUCCUCCAGUUUCUUAUGAUCUCAGUUUCAUUGAUAAGUCCGCUCAGCAAAGACAGAAUCAGAAAAGCGUCUUUAAAUUAUCCACUCAAACCCCGAGUCCCACUGGUGAAGACGAGGACUCCAUCGCCAAGGUGCUGGACUGGUUCGACCGCAGCACAGACAGCAACGACUGGCUGGACGAAGAGGAUGAACCGAAGGUCUCGGAGAGCGUCGACAAACACGCAACUGUCCGCAAGUCCAGAGGCAAGGAUUCAUUUGACGGAACUUCUAAAACAAAAAGGAGACCCGGGAGAGGAAGCGAGGAACUGACUGAAAGACAGGAGGACGUUUGGAUGGACAUGAGAGGAAAGACACCUGUACAGGAUGUGGGCAAUAACACUGAGGAAAACCAACCAAUUCAAAUCUCUAAUCUGAAAUCAUUCUGGGAGCAAAGCAACACGGGCCCAAAGGUGCUCUUCAGUAAACCAAAGAGGCCUGGACUGAACUCUGACGCUCCCUCUGAUCCUGAAAGGUACAGUGAGAGGGUCACACAUAAAUCCAGCUCAGACCUGAGUGAUAACAGAGAGAAGCAGCUGCUCAUCGACCAACUGAACGAUUACCAGCAAGAAGAAACAAUGAAGUUUAAUUUAAACCAUAGAAAGAACGAUGACUCGGCUCAUCUGAAGCUGCUCCACAGCUAUGAAUUAUCCAACAGAAGAGCUGAGAAUUCACGUAUAACCAGACCUGAUGCAUCAAAUGCUGAGUAUCAGAGUGACUUUGGGGUCAAACCAAAGCUGCAGUCAGAAUCAAAACAAUUGUUGGACCAAGAUCUGCUGUCCAACACUCAUCGUGAGCCGGGUACAGAUCACCAAACAAUCGGUCUAGACUCUGAGAAACUCAUUUUGUCCGGCCCGUAUGUGGACUACGAACAAGGUGGGAGUGAAGAGCAGGUCACCACUAAACCACAAGUUCACAGGCGUUCUAGUGAAGAUGAGGAUAAAGACAAGCGUCUAAAAGGUGGUGUUUCGAAUAAAGAGUGGACAAACAGUCAGGCAUCACGGCAACAAGAAAGCACGGCUGAGAAAAUCAAACAGCUCAAGUCCUUCUGGGAGCAGGAGCUCAACAAGCCUGUGUUUUACACUGGAAAACCCAAAAGUCAGACCAGACUGAACAAAAGAUUUACAAAGUCCGAGUUCGACCUGACCUCAGUCGGGAACAAGUCAGGCAGCGACGAAGAUGGUGGCAACAAAAAUACAACUUUCAAUGUCCCGUUGAGUCAGAGGUUGGAUAAGAUGUCUCCGUCACUCGGAGCCAGUCGGGCUCAGUUUAACUCCCUGCGGGAGUUCUGGGAUGAGACCACGUCCAACUCCAGGGCACCGGUGACCCCUGAAAAACUUAAAAUCCCCAAAAGAAAAGAGCCACAACAAGCUCAACUGUUGAAUCAGGAGUUAAGGAGCGCUGAUCCGGAGCUUUAUCCCUUCAGUUCUGCUGUCGUUACAAAGUUGUAUCCAUCUCAGAUGAGUCCAUCAAAGUCUCCAUUAGACAGAGUGACAGGAUCCAAGGUACAGAAUGACAGCAGUUUCAUUCCAGAUGAGUCUGGGCAGAAGAGACUGUCCAAAAGAAUCUCAAAGGACUCCAGUCAAGAGGAGAAGUCCUUAAAACCUCAAAGCAGCAAAGAGAUUCGAUCCCCAAAGAACAGAAAAGACAACUUCUGCUUUUCCAGCAGUCGUGGUAACUCUCUGCGCCGCUCAACGAGUAUGUUCGCUCUGAGUGUCGACGGUGACAAAGACCAGAACCAGCUGAGAACGGAGGUGAACCCCAUCCAAUUUCAGAGCCGAAAGCCCAGGCAGAAAACUGAUAAAGGUCCUCAGUCGAGAAGAUCCUCGAAUGAGUCAGAAACUCUGGCACCACUUGCGCGAGCAUUUGUCCCAUCAGACUACCGUCACUACUUGGGAAUGACGGACUCCGACGGCGAUCACGCAGCGUUCAACCCCCCAACGAAGGACCGUGCUGCGGAGGUCAAGUCUGGGUACGAACUUGACCUGGGCAGUCUGUUAGGCGCCAGCACGCCAACAAGUUCGGAGGAUCGUCCUGUCAGGAAGACCCACAAGACGAGUCAGUACCCUGUGUGGGCGGAUCACACCGAGUCCGACACCGGCCUCGAGUCGUCGAUCAGCAGCGCAUCAGAAUCCUGGUCUAACUCCAAGAACUGCUCGAACCGUGUAAAUGAUGAUGACCUGAAUCCUGUGAGGAAAGCUCUGUGGCGAGCAGAAGCACGGCCUAGAAACCUGGCGAAGAGCCUAGAGGACGUCACGGCACCUCCACGACAAGAGAGAAGACCCGAUCAAAGCGUUGACCACCGGCGCAGCAGUGACGCUUCGAUGAGCCCUUCCCCCUCCUCAUCCUCGUUCUCAGAUCCAGACCAUUUGAAGAAAAGGAGCAAAUCGGUUCCUUCGUUUCUACAGAAGGAGGACGAUGAUGGCAGAGAGGCUGAAGGACUAACAGCGGGCAGCUCGAUGACGGCGCUCAGCGGUUCCUCCGGCACAGCGUCUUUGAGUGGAAGCGUGAUGACCAUGUACAGCGGCGACUUCGUGGAGGUCCAGGGCAGCGUCCAGUUCUCCAUCAACUACGUUCAGAAGCUCCGGGAGUUUCACAUCUUUGUUGCCGAGUGCCGGGACCUGGCUGCGGUCGACCCAAAGAGAAACCGCUCCGACCCGUAUGUGAAAAGUUACCUGGUUCCAGACAAAGCUAAUCUUGGGAAAAGGAAGACAUCUGUGAAGAAAAAGACUUUAAAUCCGAAGUUCAACGAGAUCCUCAGAUAUCGUGUUCGUAUGGAGUACCUCCGAACCCAGACCCUCAUUCUCUCCGUCUGGCAUCAUGACACCUUUGGCAAAAACAGCUUCUUGGGCGAGGUAGACGUGGAUCUCUCAAAGUGGGACUCUGACCACACCCAGAUGAAUUACUUGGCUCUGAAAGCAAAGACCAUUCCUUCGAUUUCACCAAUAAACAGUGGCAGAGGAGAGAUGAGACUGGCCUUACGUUUUCUCCCACAGAUCACCCACAGUGAAGGUUUAACAAAAGAUGUUUCCAACACCGGAGAGAUUCACAUCUGGGUGAAAGAAUGUAAGAACCUGCCUUUGAUCAGGGCCACCAUCGAUCCUUAUGUUAAAUGCUUCGUCCUGCCAGACACCAGCAGGAAAAGUCGCCAGAAGACACGUGUUCUUCGGAGAACCGUGGAUCCGGUGUUUAACCACACAAUGGUGUAUGAUGGGAUCAACGAGGCCGAUCUGUCAGAUGUCUGCGUGGAGCUCACCGUCUGGGACCGAGACAGGUUGGCCAGCAACCUGCUGGGGGGCCUGAGGCUCGGAGCCGGAACAGGACGAAGUUAUGGAGCUCUGGUGGACUGGAUGGACUCGGGUCCGGAUGAGGUGACCCUGUGGGACCGAAUGAUAGCGUCGCCGAAUGAAUGGGUGGAGGACGUGCUGCCCCUCAGAAUGCUCAUCUCUGCCAGAAGAGUUUUCAAAUAAUCGCCACAGGACCGGAUAGUUACAUCUCCUAAUAAACACUCUGUAAACCUGGUUUUUAAAUAUUGCUGGAAACUUAUCAGUAAACAGUUUCCAUUACUUUAAAAGUUCAGUGAAAGUAAAAAAACUACAGACAGCAAUAAAAUGUUGAGACCAAUUAAGUAUUUUAAUAUAAACCAAAAUAUUAUUCAAGCUCGAUUGWAAUAAUUUAUGUGAAGAAUAAAAUUGAGACAUAAACAGUUUGAGACACAA
This is a messenger RNA of Austrofundulus limnaeus, 4462 nucleotides long. RefSeq names its product synaptotagmin-like 2b (gene sytl2b). Gene Ontology annotation, molecular function: neurexin family protein binding; small GTPase binding. Lineage: Eukaryota; Metazoa; Chordata; Actinopteri; Cyprinodontiformes; Rivulidae. The record is from RefSeq and is a predicted model, not a curated record. Gene Ontology annotation, cellular component: plasma membrane; exocytic vesicle. Gene Ontology annotation, biological process: intracellular protein transport; exocytosis.